This is a messenger RNA of Anisakis simplex (herring worm), 153 nucleotides long. The record is from the annotation of a GenBank genome assembly. NCBI's taxonomy places the organism in Eukaryota, Metazoa, Nematoda, Chromadorea, Rhabditida, Anisakidae.
GUCGAUGCGAAUUCAUCGAUGGGUCAAAUGAAAGAUGAGAUGCGGCGACAGAUGCUUUUCAAAGGAGCAAGAAGAAUCGAUCGUCGCCAGACAGACCGAGUGAACACAACCCAAGAAACCUGUGCAAAACGGAACUCCAGAAUACUGAGAUAA